Messenger RNA from Xiphias gladius (swordfish), 3102 nucleotides. RefSeq names its product N-acetyltransferase 15 (GCN5-related, putative) (gene naa60). Gene Ontology annotation, molecular function: protein-N-terminal amino-acid acetyltransferase activity; histone acetyltransferase activity. The transcript is spliced from 7 exons. Bases 256 to 984 code for a protein of 242 amino acids. The record is from RefSeq and is a predicted model, not a curated record. Gene Ontology annotation, cellular component: Golgi membrane. Gene Ontology annotation, biological process: N-terminal peptidyl-methionine acetylation. Lineage: Eukaryota; Metazoa; Chordata; Actinopteri; Istiophoriformes; Xiphiidae.
ACGCCUCAGCGUGACGCUGCUCUGUGUAGCGGCCACAAACAGGAAGAAAACAUCCAGCUGUUAGCGAACCGGAGGGAGCUCGGGCUAGCUUAGCCGUCUGUGUGGCUCUGAAACAGUAAUGAAACGGCCUUGAGAGUCGGGGAUAAACUGGUGUUUUAUCAUGCUGUAUCCGGAGUAGUGGCUGUAUCCACUGAUACCCAGGGAAGAUCAUUCUCCUCGACUUUCCUCCGGUCCGAGUGUUGAAACGAGGUGUGAAUGAGUGACGUGGUGCCUCCCACAGCUCUCAGUGAAGUCCAGCUCCGCUUCCUCUGCCACGAUGACAUAGAGAAUGUCAAGCUGCUCUGUGGGGAUUGGUUCCCAAUCGAGUACCCAGACUCAUGGUAUCAGGACAUCACCUCCAACAAGAAGUUCUUCUCCCUCGCUGCCACCUUCAGAGGAGGCAUCGUGGGAAUGAUUGUGGCUGAGAUCAAAGGCCGGACCAAAGUACACAAAGAGGAUGGAGACAUCCUGGCCUCCAGUUUCCCUGUGGACACACAGGUAGCCUACAUCCUCAGCCUGGGAGUGGUCAAAGAGUUCAGGAAACAUGGCAUAGGCUCCCUACUGCUGGACAGUUUGAAGGAGCACAUCUCAACGACAGCCCAGGACCACUGUAAGGCUAUCUACCUGCACGUCCUCACCACCAACAACACUGCCAUUCACUUCUAUGAGAACAGGGACUUCAGGCAGCACCACUACCUUCCCUACUAUUACUCCAUACGAGGAGUCCUCAAAGACGGAUUCACAUAUGUGCUCUACAUCAAUGGGGGUCAUCCCCCUUGGACAAUAUUUGAUUAUAUCCAGCACAUUGGUUCGACCCUGGCCAGCCUGAGCCCCUGCUCCAUCCCACAGAGGUUGUACCGACAGGCCCAGUCCCUGUUGCGCUCUCUGCUGCCCUGGUCCAACAUCGCCUCCAAGACCGGCAUACAGUACAGCAGGACGAUGUGACACAACAUGGAGCGCAAGUGUUCCGUUUUUCAUCAGUCUUCCCCUGUACACACCAAGAUGCACGCACACACGCACUCACAUUCUCGAUCACGUAUGGCUUUCCACACGCUGUGUAUAACACAGGACUCAGGUUCAACCCGUGUUUGACCAUUCACACACCAGAAUAUUACUCCAGAUUCAAUACACAUUUGGCACUGUUCACACAAGAUCCGGGUUUGCAGCUGUAGUUCUGUACCCACUACUAAACAGGGUUAUUACAUUGCAACAUUGUUAAAACUGCAAUGUUGUUUUUACACUGACAGACGUUGUGAUCUGGUAGAACCACAGGAUUUCUUUCAGUUGUUUCGUUACUAUACUAUCCCAUAUAUAUAGUACUCUAUCCCAUAGUUACUAUAGCGGCUGGUGCCCAGUCGUACCAAAGCUGAGCAGCGUCAGACCUGCUUUCAACCCAGGUAGCACAGCAGAGUGGAGGACCUGGUACCCACAGGUCAUUGUUUUGUUGUGAAAGGGGUGUAACAAGCACACGCAACACACACACACACACACACACACACGCACACACACACACACACACACACAGACGCACACUGGGAACCCUACAGAGACUGAAGGGUCAAACCCUGUCUAUCUUCCGGUGUCCCUUCAUCCUGUUCACUACUGUCACAGAGACUGUGUAUACUGUUUGUAUAUUAUAUAUACUAAACUAAUAUAUAAAUUUCUCUCAGUAUGUAUGUCUGUUCUAUGCUGUUGGUAGGCCUAGCUAGAAGAAGAUAACCCUUCCAUUCCUCUGUUUGAGUAUAGGCUGAAUCCAGAGUCAAUUCCAGUCUGUAAAAUAGACACUCCGCUAAACAGGACUAUGAAUCUAGCUAUGUUAAUAGACUACUAGGGUAGAGUGAAACUAAUUAUACACAGGAACCUUUGAGACUUAAUGUAGAUAGGUAACACGGUAUAUUCACUAGCAACUGGAGUUUUCGAAAAGGAUUCUUUCCUUUUGCAAAUUCAUGAAAUUAUCUGAUUUUCUGUGUGCAGUAAUUGUACUGGAAACUGUACCGGUGACAUCAGUACAGAAACCAGUGAACAUGUUAUACUAUACUACUCUGUCACUACUCACUGCAGUUUUACCGACACCUCACCAGUUAUGCAGCAAUGUUUGAAAGUCUUAGAAAAAAUAUGAUUAGAGUUCUGAGCAAAAUGGCCUUUCUACAUCGUUUCAUAAUGUUGGCCACGUAUAAUUCAUACAGGAGCAGGGGAGAGUUUCUCGAGUCCUUAUUUUAGAGGUUUUAAAUGGUAACUGGCUGCAGUCCUGUCUUUCUGCUCUUACGCUGUAAAACUCCUUCUAAUGUAGAGCAACGUCCAUUUGAUUGUCCAGAUUUUAAAAAUAUGGCCCAGGUUAGAUUUUUAUGUCGGCCCGUAGAAGAGAUAAGAAGAGAAGGAAGAAAUGUUCCCAAGCACAAACGUCAUACACCCGUGUGUGUGCCUGAGCGCAUGCAGGUGUGUAUGUCUGUGUGUGUGUAUAUACUGUAUAUGUAUACAGGGUCUGAAAUUAGCACCUUGUAAGUGCCAAAUUUUUCGGUCAGAUCUGUCUGCGGAAGACUAAUGUAGUAAAGUUCACCCAACAUGUUGACUGGUAGCUUUGUACGUGGGAAACAUUGUAGUUUCUAAACUUUUGUUGCGUUCUGUUGCACUUCAUGAUAAAAACAAACCUGAUCCAAUGUUUCAGUCAUUUAGCAAAUCUUAGAUUUUAUACAUGACAUAGCACUGAACAAGGUAAGGGUGACAAAAUGUGCAGUCAUUUUUAAAAGGCAAACCUUUCCCACUUUACCAGCCUGGUCUGGACGGGUGACUCAAAACUUAAUUACAGACAUGGUGUAUGCAAUAAAUUUGUUCCAUUUGAUUGAUUGUAAAGACUGAGUCAGUCUGACUGCCCCUGCUGUAUUGUUCUAAUAUUUUCCUUGUGAUUAUCAUAUUACAUUGUUAUAAACUCGACUCUGAUUUUUAUUUACAAUAGAUCAUGGUAUCAGUUGUUUGUCUUAAAAAGGCACUGGCUGGACCGCCCUUUUUCUGUUUGCUUCUCUCCUGCUCUCUGUGCUCACAUAUACAGUAGUUUAAUUCCGCCGA